This is a messenger RNA of Marchantia polymorpha subsp. ruderalis, 1604 nucleotides long. Lineage: Eukaryota; Viridiplantae; Streptophyta; Marchantiopsida; Marchantiales; Marchantiaceae. The record is from the annotation of a GenBank genome assembly.
ACCCCCACCAGCAAAACGAAAGACAGCUGCAUUUUCCUCGAUCAGCAGUGAUUCCUGAACCUACAAGUGAAAAUUUAUCGAGGAACUUCACUACAAGGGGAGAACCCAUUGCUACCGAAUGUCGACGGAAACGAGAAGUAGCGCAGCUGCUGGGACGGACGCCGAGAACGAGAUCGAGAUCGAGAUCGAUAUCCUCGAGCCGACCAAGGAGAUUCUCAGGUGCUAUGACGAGCGCCUGAACUCGACCGACAGCUGGAAUGGGGCGCUUCCUCAAGUUCAGAACAAGCAAAUGCUGGAGCACAUCGCAGAGUUCACCCAGGACGACGUCCUGGCUCGCGUAGGAAGGCUUUCAGACGAGUUUCGCAAGAGGAUCGCGCGCGUGGACACAGUGGAUAGGCUGGAUAGACGAGUGUGCGAGCUCGAGAAGGAGAACGAGUUUCUUCGGAUUGAAAGGGACUCGCAGGCUAGUGACCUUAGGGUAGUGUGCAGGGAGGUCGACACGUUCUUAGACGUAGUGGAGAGCUUUUUAGAUGCAGAUCAUGUUGAGAGGCCAGGCUCCGACGAUGCGGGGAGGCGGGCCAGUUCCAGCUCGGUGUCCAAGAGCCCGAUCAUGUUGACCCUCAAGAGCAGGCCCGAGCCGGAGCGACGGAUUGACAGGGACAAAGGGAGGCCUGCGUCGAAUGGAUCUCGUCCGGCGAGCCCCGUUCCGAAGAAGCCCGGGAGCUCGAAUCCGGCCGAGAAAGAGAAAGAGAAAGGCAAACGACCCAUGUCUCCGGGAAUUCGACCUGCGAGCCCGAGCCCGAGAAGCUCGAAGAUGUCGCUAACGCUCUUCGACAAGGGCAAGCGGGCCGUGUCGCCGGGAUUUCGGACGUCGAGCCCGAGCCCCAGGAACACGUCGAUGACAGUUUACAAUAAGGAGAAGGGAAAUCGUCCUCUGUCUCCGGGUAUUCGACAUGCAAGCCCAAGCCCGAAAAAGGCCUUCAUGAAUAUGACGGACACCAGAAAGAGGAAAUGGCCGGAAUCAGAACGCCAAUCGCAGGACGUGAUUCAUGGCAAAGUCGUUCUUCCUCCUGGCUUAAUGAGAUGGAAAGGAUAAUCACUUCCCGAACAUCAACAUCAACACCAACCACAUCACAACUUCAUCACCAUCAUCAUCAUCAACUCUCCGGCACACAUCUGAAUUUGUUCCUAUCUACCCGGUACUAGCUACGCAGAGCCUGACAACUGCCUCGAUAUUGUUCGGAACAACUUAAGCUUGAAGCUAGUUGGAAUUGGAAUUGGAUUGAAGACUUUCGCAUGUCCACAUGUACAUAAUAGACCAGUAUAAUAGGAGAACCCCGUACGAUGACCUGGCUGGCAUUCUCGAUGUAAGUCGCAGCGAGCACAUAUGAAACUACUUCUUAACCACCCCCUAGUUCCAACGAAGAACAUUAAUGGUCUGCCACGAAAGAGAAGAGUCGAAGUAUCGAGAAUGAUCAAUUUUGAAGGAGGUUUUUCCAGCUGAACGGCCGUUUCAUUCAGCUCCCUAAGUUCACCCGGUUCCCCAGUGUUAGGUUGGUAUUCCAUACAUGUUUGUACACUACUGGAUUUCGCUACUACUGUAA